This is a messenger RNA of Beauveria bassiana ARSEF 2860, 1674 nucleotides long. Its product is annotated as MFS drug transporter. Bases 1 to 1674 code for a protein of 557 amino acids. The transcript has 3 exons. The record is from RefSeq and is a predicted model, not a curated record. NCBI's taxonomy places the organism in Eukaryota, Fungi, Ascomycota, Sordariomycetes, Hypocreales, Cordycipitaceae. Gene Ontology annotation, molecular function: transmembrane transporter activity. Gene Ontology annotation, biological process: transmembrane transport.
AUGAGCCAAACACAACCGUUCAGCCAAGCCGACAACCCAAACCAGGAUGUCGGCGAGUCUUUGCAAAUGACUGUGGCCGUGAACGAAACGCCGACCAUGGAGGGACGCAGCAACUUGCGCGUCUCGCUGGUCAUGAUGGCGCUGGCGCUCGUGCUCUUUUGCUCCGCGCUGGACAACUCCAUCGUGUCGACGGUGCUGCCCACCAUCUCGUCGGACCUGCGCUCUGCGGGCGGCUACGUCUGGGUCGGCAGCGCGUACAUGCUCGGCCACGCGGCGGCGUCGACUGUCUGGGCUAACCUGUCGGACAUUUGGGGUCGCAAGCCUGUCCUGCUGUCGGCGCUGGCGCUCUUUUUUGCGAGCUCCGUCGUCUGCGCAGCGGCCGCGAGCAUGCCCGUGCUGAUUGCGGGACGGGCCGUCCAGGGCACGGCCGGAGGCGGCAUGCUGCAGAUGGUCAACAUAAUCAUUUCCGACAUUUUUAGUGUCAGACGCCGAAGCCUCUUUCUUGGCCUGCUGGAGAUUGUCUGGACAGUCGCGGGCACCGUGGGACCGAUCCUCGGCGGCGCUCUGACGCAGAGUCUCUCCUGGCGCUGGAUCUUCUGGAUCAACCUGCCCCUCACUGGCUUCGCCUUCCUCGUGCUCGUCUUCUUUCUCGACGUGCACAACCCCCGCACCUCGACCAUGGUGGGCGUCAAGGCGAUUGACUGGGGCGGCACCGUCUGCGUCCUCGGCAUCGCCCUCAUGCUUCUCAUCGGCCUCAACUUUGGCGGCGUGACGUUUGCCUGGAACUCUGCGCAGGUCAUCUGCCUGCUAGUCUUUGGCAUUGUCACCGUGCCGCUCUUCAUUUACUGCGAGGCACGCUUCGCCAGGAUGCCUCUGAUGCCCCUCGACAUAUUCAGAAACGCGCACAAUUCGGCCGUAUUCGUCAUUGACUUUUGCCACUCUGCCGUUGUGACCGGAGGGGGCUGGUUCUUGCCGCUGUACUUUCAAGCCACAAAGCUCGCGUCUCCUCUGCACUCCGGUGUCUUGUUUCUUCCCAUUGUGAUUAGCUCCUCGUUGAUGAGCGGCGCUGUCGGGUUCCUCAUUCACAAGACGGGCCGAUACGUUGUAAUCAUUCGACUCGGUAAUGUUCUCGUAGCCUUAGGCAUUGGCCUCUUUAUCAACUUUGACAGCUCGUCGUCUCUCGCCAAAAUCAUUGCGUACCAACUCAUCCUAGGCUUCGGCAUGGGCAUGUUAUUCUUCCCGCCGCUGCUGGCACUCCACGCAAACGUGUCGGGCGGUCAGACGGCCGCUGCGACGGCCACCUUUGGCUUCAUCCGGAGCAUGUCAGCCUCGGUAGCCGUCGUCCUCGGCGGUGUGCUCUUCCAAAACGGGAUGAACGUGCAGCAAUCACGUCUUGUCGCUGCCGGGCUCCCUUCGAAUAUCACCGACUCCUUCAAAGGCAGUGACGCCGGUGCCAAUGUGCUCUUGGUGGCAACGAUUCAGAACCCAGAAUAUCAGCGCGCAGUGCAGGAUGCCUUUUCGGAUAGUAUUCGUUACAUCUGGUAUCUGUACACUGCGCUUGGUGUAGUCGGUGUCGUUUCGUGCGUCUUCGUCAAGACUCAUGUCAUGAGUGAAGUGCAUACAGAAAUCAAGACUGGGCUUGAUGGCGAUCGAGCCCAAGAACACAAGCGAUAG